This is a messenger RNA of Mizuhopecten yessoensis (Yesso scallop), 2134 nucleotides long. Its product is annotated as calcium and integrin-binding family member 2-like. Bases 89 to 658 code for a protein of 189 amino acids. Lineage: Eukaryota; Metazoa; Mollusca; Bivalvia; Pectinida; Pectinidae. The transcript is spliced from 7 exons. The record is from RefSeq and is a predicted model, not a curated record. Gene Ontology annotation, molecular function: calcium ion binding.
AUGAACUGUCAACAGAGCGAAAGCAGAGAUGGUCAUAAGAUGAACCUCAUCUUCUACGCACAUUCGCGUAGAAUUUGAACAUAAAAAAAUGGGAAACAAAAUAACUACAUUCAGUGAAGAUCAAUUGGAUGCGUAUCAGGAUUGUACUUUCUUCACAAGAAAAGAGAUUCUGAGAAUUUUCAGACGUUUCCAGAUGCUUUACCCAGAACAUGUGCCUCUUGACAUGAAACGGGGGCAGACUUCAUCUGUCAAGAUUCCUCUUCAUGAACUUGAGAAAAUGCCAGAACUGAAGGAAAAUCCAUUUCGACAUCGACUAUGUCAGGUGUUUUCCGAGGAUGGAUCUGGAGAUAUGUCAUUUGAUGAUUUCCUGGAUAUGUUUUCUGUGUUGUCUGAGGCUGCACCCAGAGACAUCAAAACAGUGUAUGCCUUCAAGAUGUAUGACUUUGAUUGUGACCACUUCAUCAACCGUAGCGACCUCGAGAAAACCCUGGUUUGUCUUACAAAAGAAGAGCUUUCACAGGAUGAGAAAUCCUUUGUUGUAGACAAGGUGCUGGAAGAAACAGACCUAGAUGAUGAUGGCAUGCUGUCUUACAUAGAAUUUGAGCAAGUCAUUUCUCGUUCACCAGAUUUUCUCAAUACAUUCCACAUCAGGAUAUGAGAUCCACCACCAAGUUUUCGUAAUACUGUUAUGCCUUGAAGAUCUAAUACAUAUCAGAAGGAAAAAUGUUAUUAUUAUUUACAAAUGUAUGUAAACUUGCCUUAUAUUUAAUACUAAGUCUAGGGUCCAAAGGAUUGUUUGUUUACAACUCCACUCUCCACUAGACAUUGCACAUGGAUGGUUAAUUUGAUGUCAGGGCCAGUAAAAACAAUUUGAAGUUUAAUAGUAGCCUUUUCCAACAUGUUGUUGUGGGCUAAAUUUAGAAUUGUACACCCUUGAAAAAAGAUGUUUCUAAUUUCAUACCUGCUUCAAUUGUUAUGUUUAUAUGUAUGUUUAAAUGACGAGUACUUAUGAUAUUACACAUUGCACAAGUAUAUUAUGACAAACACAAGUAUAUUAUGACAAAUACAAGGAUAAAUGCAUACAAUGGUACGUACUGCAUCAUUUCUGUAAAAAUAGGAAAUCAUGAUCAUCUCAGAUAAAUGUUCAGUUUGCUUCCCUAAAAAAACCUUGGCCAAACAAUAAUUGUGUAUGUUACAUCACCAAAGUGUCAAAUAGUUCCAAUACUUAUAACUCAUUUUAUCCAUGACAAUUGCUUAGUAGCUAAAUAAACAGUUCUAGUCAUACUAUGUUAUACAAUAUUCUGUUCAGGUCAGUCAUGAAAGUGAGCUUCAGGAAAAUCUAACUGCUUUAGUUUAGGGCGUCUAAACAACCAAUAUACACAUUUAGUUUUAAAAAUAAACGAGACAAGAGUAAUUGCUGCUGUCUGCAACUGAAAGGAAAAAUAGCAAAGAUACUAGAUCCAAUCCUGUAAUUUUGAAAUGUCAUGGUUUCGUAUUCUAAUGCUGAUAAAAAUAUUGAAUUGGUAUUGAAGAAGAAAACAAGAGAAUAACCAAGUGUGAGAUUAGCCAUCAUUAUCAUCACAAAUACCUUGCUGUGUUGAUGAUGCUUUAGUACAUUUCUUUUUAAUUUUCUCUGUUGUAAUUGUCAAUUGAUGAUCUUAUCUUUGAAACUUGCUUAAUGCAAAUACCUCAUUGUUUUAUUUUAUUGUUUUUGUUUUCUAAUGACAUUGUUUUUAUGAAAGUAAAAAUGUGAAAAAAUGCAACAAGCUUUGAAAAGACAUUUGUUGACAUGUCAUUUAUACUUUUAAACAAUAAAUGACGAAUAAAUCCACAAAAUAAUUUGUCAUAACUCCAGAAUAUUUUUCACUUUCCAAAAUAUUUUCCAAUUCCAAAGCUUCUUGACUAAUUAACUUCCUUAUAAAAUGUACUGUCAAGGUAAAAAAUAUCUUGCAAGAAACAACGAUAUCAUAGAAUGAUGAAAAUAUUUUUUUUGGUCAAAAUUGUGUUCAUAAUAUACACAUACAGUAUUAGUUUGUCCACGUGAGUUGUAUAUUAGAGUUUAUAUAAUUACUAUAUGAAGAUUGUCAUUUUAUGUUGAUAUUUUGACCAUGCAAUUUUUAAUUAAUGUUAUAUC